This is a messenger RNA of Copidosoma floridanum, 1852 nucleotides long. RefSeq lists its product as uncharacterized. Lineage: Eukaryota; Metazoa; Arthropoda; Insecta; Hymenoptera; Encyrtidae. The record is from RefSeq and is a predicted model, not a curated record. Gene Ontology annotation, biological process: regulation of DNA-templated transcription. Gene Ontology annotation, molecular function: DNA-binding transcription factor activity.
UCAUGAGUAACAUCAAACUAGUUUUUUUUACGCUCGUGUUGUAAUACAAUAGUUUCACAAGUACUUAGUAAAUACGGUAUCUAAAUUGUGCGACUGGUAUUAUUUAAUCGAGUACUAUACAAUACACAUGAAGACGACUAAAUCAGGGAGGAUAAUGAAAAGAAAAACGAAUUCUCAAGAGCUGAGGAAAAAAAAGGUUGGAACUGCUUUCACCACAAAGAGGUACGUUGAGGAGGACGAAAUAGCUUCCAAGAAGUUGCGAGAAGACGUAUCACCCUACGUGGAGGAGAGUUUCAGCGACGAUGAUGACAACCAUAUGGAUUACGAGGACUACAAACGCCACCAUCAACUGCAACGAUCUAAAGUCAACGAUAGGGUAAGCACGAGUUCGGUGGAGACCACCCACUUGGUGAGCGACCCAAUUGAGACUGAUGAGAUAAGUCCGGCCCAGGCUGCGGCGAUGGCAGCCAACCUUCCAGGAGCACGACGAAGAGGUCGUGGUCCGUCGAAGCGCCCGUGUCUCAAUAGAAACGCUCAGAUGGCUCGCGAAAAUCGACAACGCAAAAAAUUGUACCUGCAAAGCAUCGAGGAUAAGCAGAACGAGUACUAUGCGAAGAACAAGGCACUUGUUGGCAUCAUCGAAAAACAAAACAAGCAGAUACAGAGUCUCGCGAGUAACGUCAAUUAUUUUCAAGCCCUCGUUGCCAAUCAGUCCGAGAUCACGACUCUCCUUGUUGCUUUAAAUGAGGCCAUCAAAGCCCUCCACGGGAGUAAGGAUACUCUCUCCCUGUCCAAUAACAUUACCACUUCUCUACAAAAUGUCAAUAGGAAUUUGAAUAAAUUGUCCCAAAGUAAUCAAAGUUUUGCAUCGAAUGUAAGUAAUAAUAAUCAACCUGUGCCUCUAUCCGGAAUGCAAGGUUUUGGACAAAUUGCUCGAAAAACGAUGCCUCUUACAAACGCAGCUUCAGGGGUAUCGUCAAGUCUGUCUCCCACAACAAAGACUGAGGAACCAUCGAGCGUCGAGAGCUUAUUCCUAGACGAAGACACACAUAAACUCGAACAGUUGCCAGAGUCGCAUUCCUAUUGUAAGUAUAACGUAAUGAAUACGAGUACGGUGGGCCCUGGCAGCUGGAGUAUUAAUCAGAUGCCCACGACGCCGCUGAGCGAAGCGCAGUCAAAUUCUGUGGAUCACUGCGAAGCUAGUCUAUCCGAAACGGAUCUACAUGCGCUUUCAAAUAUUAACGUUGAUAACUUUUUAUUCAAUAACAUGGAUAAUCUACCAAACUCCUCCACGGAUAUGCAGGUACACGAUCAGAGUAAUAAUGAUGUAGAUGAGUUUUUUAAUAACAUUGAUGCGAAAAUUCCAAAGCUCUCAACGGACGAGAUUGAUGACCUUUUGGGCAUCGACGAGACGUCUAGGUUUAACAAAACUCUCUUUAACACGCUCAAUCCUCCUACGGGUAUUUGUCUCCACGUCAACUCUUGUAGAGUUUCAUUGGAGUAUUGUCACAUAUGUUACAAAAAAAGCUUAACCAAAGUUGAGGAAUCUGAAAUUGCAUGAAAUUGAAGUAUGAAGAAUUUUCAAAAUAAUACUUUACAUUACUUGACUGACAAAUCUGCAUCGGUUUUAAAGCAGCUUAUAAAAAAAAAAAAACGCAUGUAUAUACAUUGACAUGGUCUAGAGCAAUUGUUCUUGCCCAAAGAUCGUACUGACUUCAAGAGCGACUCAUACACACUUAUAAUCAUAGAUUUACAUAAGCAUUAUUUAUUUAAAAAGAUAUUUCAUACGGGUCUGUAUAUUGGAACGGUAAAGUUAACAACAGCUUUGAUAAUCGUAAGGAUCGCGAUAUUU